Molecule: messenger RNA, 951 nt
Organism: Lodderomyces pseudojiufengensis
Lineage: Eukaryota; Fungi; Ascomycota; Pichiomycetes; Serinales; Debaryomycetaceae
Exons: 1
Coding region: 1-951 (316 amino acids)
Source: RefSeq, a predicted model, not a curated record
AUGCAAGAUUAUAUAGAUAGAGCACCAUUAUCACUAGAUAAAGAUAGAGUUACAUGUUUAUUAUUAAUAAACACUCAUUUAAUUAAAAAAUGUAGUGGGAUGUAUAAUAAUAUGUUAAGUAAUCCACAAUUUAUGCAACAAAUGUCAAAUGAAAAUAGAUUUAAUGUAACUCAAUCUUAUACAAACGCUUUGAAAAGAUUACAAUGUAAUUUAGCUACUUUACAUUAUUUGAAUGAGAAAUAUCAUGGAAAUCAACCUUUAAUCAAAGCUAUAUAUCCUACAAUUGUUGUUGCUCCUCCUGAUAUGCCUGAAUUAAAUCCAUUAUAUGGAAAAUUACAAGAAUUAUAUGGUGAUGCUAUGCAACAUUUAAAAAUGAGAAUGGAAGAAAUGAAAAGGCAACAACAACAACAGAUGUUUCAGCAACAACAACAACAGCAGCAGCAGCAGCAGCCAAUGCAACCUAUGCAGCAGCAACAACAACCUCAGCAUCAUAAUCAGCAACAACAACAACAACAACAACAACAGAGACCACCAUCACAACAACAACAGCAGCAACCACAACAAAAUCUACAACAACAGCAUCCUCAACAACAAAAUCUACAACCCCAACAUCAACAUCUCCAAUCUCAACCAUCAUCUCAACCUCCAUCUCAACCACCUUCUCAACCACAAUCUCUGCAUUUACCACAACCUUCAACACAACCACUUGAUGAUUUAAUGCUUACUGGUAAUGACUCAACAUUCAAUUCGUCACAAACUCCAAUGAAUGAUUUUCAGAAUAAUGGAUUUGGAAAUAAUAAUGGUAAUAAUUCUAGUGGAAAUACUGGUGGAAAUGGAAAUAAUAAUAAUAAUUUUAAUCCAAUUACAACUUUAUCACCUCAACAAAUUUUACAACAAGCAAAUGAAAGAAAUACACCUUUAAAUACUAAUGAUUUUGGUGGAAUGUUUUAA